CUGAUUCAGUUCUGAGACAGGGUGAGGAAGCUGGAAAUGCUUUUCCAGGGAGACUGUACUGAUGAGGCAGCCAUCAGUCAUCAAUCCAGAAGAAACAAAGAGUCUUUGAUUUAGUGUCAGCUACAAGGCCAUACUUGUUUAUGCUUCUUCAACUUCAUCUACCCAGACUACCAGAUGGAGUUCAUUGCCACUCAUUCUUCACCAACAGCAAGCAGAAGCAGGAACUGCUGAGAGAGAAAUGCUUGUGCAGAAGCAGAGGAGAAGAGAAGUUAGAAGAAAGUUCUAUGGUUUUUGUUGUUGUUUUUUAAACUAAGAGAUGACAAACCAUAUGCUCCAUGUAGUUCCAAAAAAGCUUCAGAAACAGAGCUUCUAAGGUUGCUGUCCACAUUAAUGAAGAACACGUUGAAACCUUUCAUGAAGAUCUCAUUUUUACACUGGACACAUUGGCUUCACCAAAUUUACCCAAGAUAGGUGAUGACCUAAAGAUCUACCAAGUGACUCGCUGACAUAUCACUUAGAAGGUCUGGCCUAUUACAACAAGUGGGACAAAGGAGAUAUGAAAGGAAGAAUACAUGAUUGUUAUCCUUCAAAAUGAACAGUCUUACUAAACUGACACUCCUUGUACACUUGUUGAAUUGACAGGAUUUGGAGCAUCUACAGAUAUGAAUUGCUAGGAACAUAUGCAUUCAACUUUAUUUUGAAAAAUUCUCUUGGCGGUGGAAGCACCACCUCAUUGAGAAGUGAUCCACGGUUUUCUCCUCUAUGCUGGGACUGUAAUGUGAUUCGGGAUCAUUUGUGAAAUGAACAGAAGUCACCACCGGCAAACGGGACCACUGGGGCAGAACGCUGACGGCAGGCCGGAGGUGAGAGCAAAGGCUGGGCCUCCGAGGAUAAUUAGAAGCCAGCCUCCUCCCCGCCUGGUCUCCGUGGCCCCCCUUCAUCUUCCAGGAUGAAGAACCCAAUGCUGGAGGCACUGUCCCUAUUGCUGGAGAAGCUGCUCCUCAUCUCCAACUUCAAGCUCUUCAGUUCCGGCGCCCAGAGCGAAAACAAGGCGAGGAACAGUUUCUAUGAGAUCAGCCGUUUCCUGCGCGGCGACGUGCUGGAGGUGCCGCGGACCCACCUGACCCACUACGGCAUCUACCUGGGCGACAACCGUGUCGCCCACAUGAUGCCCGACAUCCUCUUGGCCCUGACCGACGACAAGCGGCUCACCCAGAAGGUGGUCUCCAACAAGCGUCUCAUCCUGGGCGUCAUCGGCAGGGUGGCCAGCGUCCGCGUGGACACAGUGGAGGACUUCGCCUACGGAGCCGACAUCCUGGUCAAUCACCUGGACAAGUCCCUCAAGAGGAAGGCGCUGCUCAACGAAGAGGUGGCGCAGAGAGCGGAGAAGCUGCUGGGCUUGACUUCCUACAGCCUCCUGUGGAACAACUGUGAGCACUUCGUGACCUACUGCAGAUUCGGCACCCCGAUCAGCCCCCAGGCUGACAAGUUUUGUGAGAAUGUGAAGAUAAUUAUUCGUGAUCAGAGAAGUGUUCUUGCUUCAGCAAUCUUGGGAUUGGCGUCUAUAGUCUGUCUGGGCUUGGCAUCGUAUACUACCCUUCCUGCAAUUUUUAUUCCGUUCUUCUUAUGGAUGGCUGGCUGACUUCAUAUCCCCGUGUCAGUGUGUGUAUUCUGUGUGUAAAUAUGUUUAUAUUUAUAGAGCACAAAUCAGUAUAAGCAUCUUCAAGAAAAAUGUGACCUGUAACACUGUGUUCUGGAUAAAAAUGUGAUUAAGAAUCACGCAGAGUGCUUACUGUGUAAGCCCAAGAACAAAGGCUUUCUCAAUCUUCUCAGGCAGUUGCAUUUCAAAGCACUGUGCAAAUCUUGGAAACAUGGCAACUUGUAAUAGAGUUCAACAUUACAAGAGAACCAGCCCGUAAGGUGAUGGCCACAGGAGAUUAUUUGCGUGUUUGUUGUUUGUUUUUUUCCUCUUGUAAUCCUUGCUCUUCUCUUGUUAGACCUGAAUUUGAAGACUAUAAGACUCCUUGAUUGAAAUCACUAACUUUAUUAUAAAUGUAUUCUUUUUCAUUGAAAAACUUAUAUUAAACUAAAAGAAUUUCCCUCAUUCAGUUGAAAACAUGUUUGAUGAUUGGCAAAAAAAAAAUUCAUAGUCUUUUUUUUAAUGUAUUAUAUGCAAUUCCCAAUAAGUCAAGAAUAUUUUCAUUACUUGAAACCAUGUUGGCAAAGUUAGAGUUUAAUGAUAAAAUAACGACUGGAACUGUAGAAAUUUGUGUUUUCCUGCAGAAAAAGCUCCUAUAGCAUCAGUUGAACAAUUCAAUUUGACUUUACUCACUAGGAAGCCUGGCAUUCAAUUUUUUCUUUUCCUUUUAUGUGUCACUGGGGUUACUUUAAACCACUCUGAGAAGUAAAUGGAUAUAGGAUUGAAAUAAUUUGGGUAUUUGGAGUGUGUAUGUGUCAAUCAAACAUGCAGAUGUCCACAUAUACAUAGACGGAUGAGAGACCAAUUUUGUUCUUGAUUGCUUUAUUAUCCACCAGUGUGGUUACUUCUGCAUCUGCAGAAGUGAGUGUAAAAGUAACUUUAGUCUGUGUUCUCAUGUCUCUUUAGUCUGUGUUCUCAUGUCUAUGGUUUGCAUAUAUGUCAUUGGAUGGUUUACCUUUUUAAGCACUUACUAAUGUACUGUAUAAUUUUUAAAAGCCGUCAGAUUUGUCUGCUAACAGGUUUCUUCAUUUCAUUACAAAGUACAGUUUAUAUCCUUAAAAGAAGGAUACCACAAAGAAAUAACUAUUAGAAGUGGUUUUUGAGUGUCUUAGUAACGCCAGGCAUGUAAAAUUGGUUACACUGAGGCUGUGUUAAUAUCAGAGUUGAGAUGCAGUCCUGUUAAAGCAAGCGUUCAAGUACUUUUGCAGAAUUACCAAAUUGUAAAAACUAAGCCACAAGCUAGACUUGCAUUUCAAAUAUUAAAAUUUCUUUAUAAACUAUCAAGAAUCACAAAAUAAUGAGUCACAUGGUGAGCAUUAGGGGGAGAGUGGGGUCAGUCACUCAGUGAUCCAAUCAGAACAAAUUUAAUAGCAGAUUUUACAUUCUGUUGGAAUUUAACAUUCAGUUGGAGUUUAAUAAUAAUUAAACUUUGUUUAAUUUAAAUGUUUUAAAUAGUUAAAACAUGAAAUGGUAACACUACAGAAUAAAGUUUCUCUGGGCAUAUUCCAACCACUUAAAAUUAUUUUAAGUAUGUAUACACUAUAAGAACUCUAUUGUAUUAGUGGUUUUUCACUUACUGUUAUUACCCUUGGAGCAAGUGUUUAAAUAAAUUGAUCUUUUAAAAACACGA
Molecule: messenger RNA, 3329 nt
Organism: Lynx canadensis (Canada lynx)
Lineage: Eukaryota; Metazoa; Chordata; Mammalia; Carnivora; Felidae
Gene: LRAT
Product: lecithin retinol acyltransferase
Exons: 8
Coding region: 950-1642 (230 amino acids)
Biological process (GO): retinol metabolic process
Molecular function (GO): phosphatidylcholine-retinol O-acyltransferase activity
Source: RefSeq, a predicted model, not a curated record